UAUGCGUUGCCAUAUCACAACCACAAGAGUUCCCCAAGUACGAUAGAUAAAAGCUCAUAUCGGCAUGCUGUCCCACACAUUCAAAACUAAGUGAAAAAAAACUCGUGGUUGCCUUUCUCUUAAUCAACAAAAACCGACAACCAUGAGGCAAAAGGUAGUGAUCAAGGUUACUUCAAUGAAUGGACAGAAGUCACUCUUCAAGGCGAUGAAGAUUGCAGCUUGGGUUUCCGGCGUUGAAUCAGCGGCUUUAAUGGAAGAUUACAAGACUCAGAUAGAGAUAACUGGAGACGGGAUGGACGCCGUUGAUCUUACGAGUUUGCUAAGAAAGAAAGUGGGCUAUGCAGAGAUUGUAAGCGUUGGUCCUGCAGGGGGUGGAGAUAAGAAAGACGAAAGCAAACCAACGGAAACUGGGCCAAAAAUUCAGAGCCCUGGAUGUCUGGCCUUAUCCCGGCGGUGUGCCUCACUACGCGUUUGCCGCUGAUCGACCCUAUGACCCCUAUUACAAUUCUUGCUCAAUCAUGUGAAAUAUAUGGAAAAGACAGAGAGAGGCAGAGUAUUAGAGAAUGCUUUGUGUGUAGUUGGUUAAUCGAAGGGAGGCAAUUGUUACUCAGCUGAGAUUGUGUUGUAGAAAAGGGAUAGAGACAUUGAUUUGCGUUAGCAGGAGCACAUGGCUUUGGGAUUUUGUUGUUCUUUACCAUGUUCUUUUUCAAUAAAGAAUAAUUCUCCUCUUUAUGUUACAAAAA
Mangifera indica (mango) is the source of this 743-nucleotide messenger RNA. RefSeq names its product heavy metal-associated isoprenylated plant protein 46-like. The transcript is spliced from 2 exons. The record is from RefSeq and is a predicted model, not a curated record. Bases 143 to 481 code for a protein of 112 amino acids. Lineage: Eukaryota; Viridiplantae; Streptophyta; Magnoliopsida; Sapindales; Anacardiaceae.